This is a messenger RNA of Hypanus sabinus (Atlantic stingray), 3480 nucleotides long. RefSeq names its product sodium/potassium-transporting ATPase subunit alpha-2. Lineage: Eukaryota; Metazoa; Chordata; Chondrichthyes; Myliobatiformes; Dasyatidae. Bases 155 to 3220 code for a protein of 1021 amino acids. The record is from RefSeq and is a predicted model, not a curated record. The transcript has 23 exons. Gene Ontology annotation, biological process: intracellular potassium ion homeostasis; potassium ion import across plasma membrane; intracellular sodium ion homeostasis. Gene Ontology annotation, cellular component: membrane. Gene Ontology annotation, molecular function: ATP hydrolysis activity; ATP binding; P-type sodium:potassium-exchanging transporter activity.
GGGCUGUAGUCUGACAGAGACAGAGACAGAGACAGAGACAGAGACAGAGACAGAGACAGAGACAGAGACAGAGACAGAGAGGUCCGAUUCAGCACACUUUGACAUUCCCCAGGUCAUCGCCACACACACCGCCACCGCUUCGAAUCGGGACACAAUGGCGAAGGGGGAUGGACGGGAAUACACCAGCACGGACUCCUCAGACAGUCCAAAGAAGAAAAAAGCCAAGAAGGACAUGGAUGAGCUUAAAAAGGAAGUCUCUAUGGAGGAUCAUAGGCUGACCCUGGACGAGCUGAGCCGUAAGUACGGAACGGAUCUGACCAGGGGCCUGACCAAUGCACGAGCAGCUGAGAUCCUGGCUCUGGAGGGCCCCAAUGCCCUAACCCCACCCCCCACCACACCGGAGUGGGUGAAGUUCUGCCGCCAGCUGUUUGGAGGGUUCUCCAUCCUCCUCUGGAUCGGGGCUGUGCUCUGCUUCCUGGCCUACAGCAUCCAGGCCGCCAUGGAGGAUGAACCAUCCAAUGACAACCUGUACCUGGGCAUCGUGCUGGCGGCCGUGGUGAUGAUCACUGGCUGUUUCUCCUACUACCAGGAGGCCAAGAGUUCUCGAAUCAUGGACUCCUUCAAAAGCAUGGUGCCCCAGCAAGCCCUGGUUAUCCGAGAAGGUGAGAAGGUGCAAAUCAAUGCAGAGGACGUGGUAACCGGUGACCUGGUGGAGGUGAAAGGGGGUGACCGAAUUCCGGCUGAUCUCCGCAUCAUCUCCUCGCAUGGCUGCAAGGUUGAUAACUCGUCACUUACAGGAGAGUCUGAACCUCAGACCCGAUCCCCAGAGUUUACCAAUGACAAUCCACUCGAGACCAGGAAUAUUGCCUUCUUCAGUACCAACUGUGUGGAAGGAACAGCCCGGGGAGUGGUGAUCUUCACGGGAGACCGGACUGUUAUGGGCCGCAUUGCCUCGUUGGCCUCGGGGUUGGAGGUGGGUCAGACUCCCAUCUCCAUGGAGAUUGAGCACUUCAUCCACAUCAUCACAGGCGUGGCUGUCUUCCUGGGUGUCACCUUCUUCGUGCUCUCCCUCAUCCUGGGCUACACCUGGCUGGAGGCUGUCAUCUUCCUCAUCGGGAUCAUCGUGGCCAAUGUUCCUGAGGGACUGCUGGCCACCGUCACUGUCUGCCUGACCCUCACGGCCAAGAGAAUGGCUCGCAAGAACUGCCUGGUGAAGAACCUAGAAGCGGUCGAGACCCUGGGGUCCACCUCGACCAUCUGCUCAGACAAGACGGGGACACUUACACAGAACCGCAUGACAGUCGCGCAUAUGUGGUUUGACAAUCAAAUACACGAGGCGGACACAACAGAGGAUCAGAGCGGUUCGGCCUUUGAUAAGACUUCACCCACGUGGGGUGCACUCUCUCGCAUCGCGGCUCUCUGUAACCGUGCUGUCUUCAAACCCAGCCAGGAGCACCUGUCCAUUUCCAAGCGUGAGACAGCCGGGGAUGCAUCGGAGUCAGCACUGCUGAAAUGCAUUGAGCUCUCCUGCGGCUCCGUGCGGGAGAUGCGUGAGCGAAGCCCGAAGGUGACCGAGAUCCCCUUCAACUCCACCAACAAGUACCAGCUCUCCAUCCACAAGAUGGAAGCCGGCGAGGGCUCGGCUGAGCCCCAUCACCUGCUGGUGAUGAAGGGAGCCCCAGAACGGAUCCUUGACCGCUGCUCCACCAUCCUGAUGCAUGGCCAGGAGGCUCCCCUGGACCAGGAGAUGCGUGAAGCCUUCCAGAAUGCCUACCUUGAGCUGGGGGGUCUCGGGGAGCGCGUCUUGGGCUUCUGUCACCUCAGCCUCUCCCACGAACAGUUCCCCAUUGGCUUUCCCUUUGACGCAGAUGAGAUGAAUUUUCCGACGCAAACUCUGUGCUUUGUGGGCCUCAUGUCGAUGAUUGACCCUCCUCGAGCCGCGGUCCCUGAUGCCGUGGGCAAGUGCAGGAGCGCUGGGAUCAAGGUGAUCAUGGUCACGGGGGAUCACCCCAUCACUGCCAAGGCUAUUGCCAAGGGCGUUGGGAUCAUUUCCGAGGGGAAUGAGACGAUGGAAGACAUAGCUCAGAGACUGAACAUCCCAAUUAGUCAGGUUAACCCAAGAGAUGCCAAGGCCUGUGUGAUCCAUGGCUCUGACCUCAAGGAGAUGGAAGAAGAGCAGCUAGACCAGAUCCUGGCCAACCACACUGAGAUCGUCUUCGCCCGCACAUCACCACAACAGAAGCUCAUCAUCGUGGAGGGCUGCCAGAGGCAGGGAGCCAUUGUGGCGGUGACCGGCGACGGUGUCAAUGACUCACCUGCCCUGAAGAAGGCUGACAUCGGUGUUGCUAUGGGGAUCUCGGGCUCAGAUGUCUCCAAGCAGGCGGCUGACAUGAUCCUGUUGGACGACAACUUCGCCUCCAUUGUCACAGGCGUGGAAGAGGGCCGGCUCAUCUUCGACAACUUGAAGAAGUCUAUUGCAUACACCCUGACCAGCAACAUCCCUGAGAUCACCCCCUUCCUGCUGUUCAUCGUGGCCAACAUUCCCCUACCCCUUGGCACCGUAACCAUCCUCUGCAUCGACCUGGGGACUGACAUGGUCCCUGCAAUCUCACUGGCCUAUGAGGCAGCAGAGAGCGAUAUCAUGAAGAGGCAACCCCGAAACCCGAAAACCGACAAGUUGGUCAACGAAAAACUGAUCAGCAUGGCGUACGGGCAGAUCGGGAUGAUCCAGGCACUAGGCGGUUUCUUCACCUACUUUGUGAUCCUGGCUGAGAACGGCUUCUUGCCUUCGCGCCUACUCAAUCUGCGACUCGACUGGGACGACCGGACCCGCAAUGACCUGGAGGAUAGUUAUGGGCAGGAGUGGACGUAUGAGCAGCGUAAGAUCGUGGAGUUCACCUGCCACACAGCGUUCUUUGCCAGCAUCGUGGUGGUGCAGUGGGCUGAUCUGCUCAUUUGCAAAACACGAAGGAACUCCAUCUUCCAACAGGGCAUGAAGAACAAGAUCCUGAUCUUUGGCCUCUUCGAGGAGACGGCGCUGGCUGCUUUCCUCUCCUACUGCCCAGGAAUGGAUGUCGCCCUCCGCAUGUACCCUCUGAAGCUGCCAUGGUGGUUCUGUGCCUUUCCCUACAGCCUCCUCAUCUUCAUCUACGACGAAGUGCGGAAGUUUAUUCUGCGCCGACACCCUGGCGGCUGGGUGGAACGUGAGACAUACUACUGACGGCACCCCUCCCCUGCCCUCAGAGAACAGCAAGCAAGUUUUGGUAUCCAUUCCCCCUGCUGCCUCUCCUUUCCCCUUUCCCUAUCACCCCUCUGUUUCUGUAACCUUCUCCUGAGCUCCCUCCUUCCUGACCCUCUCAGGUAGACCAUCUACUCCCCCAGAUGGUUCCUCAAGCUCCAGAAUUCUGCACAGUGACAGCAAACUCCUUUCUGCAGCCUCCCCCCACCCUUGGAAAUAAACUCUUUUUGUUGACUGCUGGA